ACAACUCCCCCAACAAUUAUUUUCCUUUAGGAGAAAAGUCAACUAAGGAUCUUUCUUAACAAACCUUUUCUUCCUCUCUUCCUCCUCCUAUCUUGUUAUGACACAAAAACCUUCCUAAAACUCAUUUCCCAAUCUUUUCUAUUUUGUUUGUGUCAUGCACAAUUCUUGUUUCACAUUCAAAAAUUUGAUUCCUAACACCCGAAAAUCAUAGCUAGCACAAACGUAGUAUGGUACGUGCAAUAGACCAAGAUCACGAAACCUACAAGGCAAUGCUACACCAACUUCGUGCAAUGAAUAAAGAAGAUAGCGGAAGUUGUGUCGUCAACAAUAGGCGUUCUCUAUCACAAAGCAUGGUUCUUGAGCGCACAAGCGAUGAUGAAUUGGUCGAGGAUCCUAGGAGCACACGAAGUUUCGUGUCCAAGUCCGAGCCACCUUUGCCUAAACAAAGGAUUGGUGCGGCCUUGGACAAAGAUCAACCAGCUCCGCGCUCUAGAUUGGCUACUAAUUAUGGUGAUAAAGAUUCUAUGCAAAGAGAUAUGGACAUGAUGAAGGAAAAGUUCGCGAAAUUGCUUCUAGGAGAAGAUAUGUCAGGCGGAGGAAAGGGUGUUUCAUCGGCUUUGGCCUUGUCGAAUGCUAUUACUAAUUUAGCAGCAUCUGUCUUUGGAGAACAGCGAAAAUUAGAGCCAAUGGCACCCGAAAACAGGGCAAGAUGGAAGCGAGAAAUCGAUUGGUUGCUGUCUGUUACUGAUCAUAUUGUCGAAUUUGCUCCUUCUCAACAGAAAUCUGCGAAUGGUACGAGUAUGGAGAUCAUGACAACAAAACAAAGAACGGAUCUUCAAAUGAACAUCCCCGCCCUUAAAAAACUUGAUGCCAUGCUAUUAGACUGCCUAGACAAUUUCAAGGAUCAGAACGAAUUCUAUUACGUAGCUAAAGAUGCUGAUGAAUCCGAAAAGGGUUCAAAGAGAGAAGAUAAAUGGUGGUUACCUACAGUUAAAGUUCCUGUUAAUGGUCUAUCUGAUGUUACAAAGAAAUGGCUGCAAUUUCAGAAGGAUUCGGUGAACCAAGUGCUUAAGGCUGCGAUGGCUAUAAACGCACAAGUCUUGUCAGAAAUGGAAAUACCCGAAAACUAUAUUGAAUCCUUGCCAAAGAACGGACGAGCUAGCCUAGGAGAUGUAAUCUACAAAAACAUAACAGUCGAAUAUUUCGAUCCUGAACAGUUUCUUAAUGGAAUGGACUUGUCAUCCGAGCACAAGAUAUUGGAUCUGAAAAACAGGAUUGAAGCUUCGGUUGUGAUUUGGAGGCGGAAGAUGACUAACAAAGAUACUAAAUCUCCUUGGGGUUCGGCAGUGAGUAUAGAGAAGAGGGAGCUUUUUGAAGAGAGGGCCGAGACCAUUUUGCUGAUUAUCAAGCAACGGUUUCCUGGGAUUUCUCAAUCCCAACUCGAUAUUAGCAAGAUCCAAUUCAACAAGGAUGUGGGUCAUGCAAUUCUUGAAAGCUACUCGAGAAUCCUAGAGAGUUUAGCUCACACAGUCUUGUCGCAGAUAGAAGAUGUUCUAUAUGCGGAUUCUCUUGUGCAAAACCCGUCUCUUGCACAAAAGAAGAGGAAUCCGCUAACAGAUAUCAAGAUCACAUCAACAAAGUUCCCGAAUGCUGAUGAAGAAAUAGAGAAGCUAAACGCAGUAGGAACACCUCCAUCAAUGACACUUUCGGACUUCAUGGGAUGGACUAUGGAAAAUGAAGCUAAGGAGGUAGCGGAAAAUGAGGACUCGAAUGAAACACCUGAAAUGAAGUUUGUUGAAAAGCUCGCGAAUCUAGCACUUCCUAAGAAGAUAUCAUAUCUAGAGAAUUUGGGCGGAUUAAGAAGCCCCACAGCUCGCCAUUGACAAGAAAACCGAUAACACUUCCAAAAUGAUUGUAACUCUGAAACGAAGCUCAGUGUAGCGAGAUUCAUUCUCAAACCCACUUCUAUAUUUCUCUUAAAGAUUUUCCAUCCCCCUUUUUUCGUGUUCGGGGAGCUAACAAUGAGUCGGGUUUGAAGCAUAAUUUAUCUUGCUUUCAUUCUAGGUUAUCAGCUAUUUCACAACUUAAGUUGUUGAUCAUUACUCCAAAAUGAAACAAAGAAAUAUCAGCAAAUUAAACAUGUGGUU
Amaranthus tricolor (Joseph's coat) is the source of this 2147-nucleotide messenger RNA. Its product is annotated as rop guanine nucleotide exchange factor 12-like. The transcript is spliced from 7 exons. The coding region runs from base 228 to 1883 and encodes 551 amino acids. Lineage: Eukaryota; Viridiplantae; Streptophyta; Magnoliopsida; Caryophyllales; Amaranthaceae. The record is from RefSeq and is a predicted model, not a curated record. Gene Ontology annotation, molecular function: guanyl-nucleotide exchange factor activity.